Messenger RNA from Mercurialis annua (annual mercury), 630 nucleotides. RefSeq lists its product as uncharacterized. Bases 1 to 630 code for a protein of 209 amino acids. Lineage: Eukaryota; Viridiplantae; Streptophyta; Magnoliopsida; Malpighiales; Euphorbiaceae. The transcript is spliced from 4 exons. The record is from RefSeq and is a predicted model, not a curated record.
AUGGACUUCCUUUCCUUCUUCCGAAAGUCUAUGAUAGUGAAAGAGUAUGUCAAAGGAUGUUUUCCUCGUAGAGCUGCAGUAGUCGGUAGAUGUCUAUAUGUAAUGUCAGCUGUUGCAAUUCAUUCACAUGCAUCAUCUGUUACUGUUUUCAAUGGUACAAACUUCUCUGAAUGGCACGAGCAAGUUGAUUUCCAUUUAGACUCUAUGGAUCUCAACUUAGCUUUAUUAGAAGUUAAGCCCGCUGCUAUAACUGAUAUAAGUAGUGAGGCUGAGAAGUUACUAGGGUCUACUAUUCCACAAACAGAAAAUGCUAAAGAAUUUCUAGCAUUCGUGGAAGAUCGUUUUCGUUCUGCUGAUAAGUCUCUCGCUGGUACAUUAAUGGCAAAGCUCACGACCAUAAAGUAUGAUGGGUCAAAGAGUAUGCAAGAUCAUAUCAUCGAGAUGACUAAUAUCGCAGCAAGACUGAAGUCCUUGGGAUUGGCUGUGGAAGAUUCCUUUUUAGUGCAAUUUAUGUUGAACUCGCUUCCUCCUGAAUAUGGGCCUUUUCAAAUUAAUUAUAACACUAUAAAGGAUAAGUGGGAUAUUAAUGAAUUGGCUGGUAGGCUUGUUCAGGAGGAAACGAGGAGCUGA